AUGAUGAGUCUCACAGGAGAGAAACCACAUCUGUGCUCUGAGUGUGACAGAAGCUUUACAUGUAAAUCAAAGCUUCUCAGGCAUCAGAGGAGUCACACAGGAGAGAAACCAUUUACAUGUUCAGAAUGCAACCAAUGUUUUCUCUGCAAGCCACAUCUGGUGCAACAUCAGAGGAUUCAUACAGGAGAGAAACCAUUUACAUGUUCUGAAUGCAACAAAUGUUUUUCCCAAAAGUCAUCUCUUGUUAUACAUCAGAGGAUUCACACAGGAGAGAAACCAUUUACAUGUUCAGAAUGCAGCCAAUGUUUUCUCUGCAAGUCACAUCUUGUGGAACAUCAGAGGAGUCACACAGGAGAGAAACCAUUUACAUGUUCAGAAUGCAGCCAAUGUUUUUCCAAAAAGUCAUCUCUUGUUAUACAUCAGAGGAGUCACACAGGAGAGAAACCAUUUACAUGUUCUGAAUGCAAAAAAUGUUUUACCCAGAAGUCACAUCUUCUCAAACAUCAGAGGACUCACACAGGAGAGAAGCCAUUUACAUGUUAUGAAUGCUGCAAAUGUUUUUCCCGAAAGUCAAAACUUGUUAUGCAUCAGAGGUGUCACACAGGAGAGAAACCAUUUACAUGUUCUGAAUGCAGCUAA
This is a messenger RNA of Pseudophryne corroboree (corroboree frog), 639 nucleotides long. Its product is annotated as gastrula zinc finger protein XlCGF71.1-like. The coding region runs from base 1 to 639 and encodes 212 amino acids. Gene Ontology annotation, biological process: regulation of transcription by RNA polymerase II. The transcript has a single exon. Gene Ontology annotation, molecular function: RNA polymerase II cis-regulatory region sequence-specific DNA binding; DNA-binding transcription factor activity, RNA polymerase II-specific. NCBI's taxonomy places the organism in Eukaryota, Metazoa, Chordata, Amphibia, Anura, Myobatrachidae. The record is from RefSeq and is a predicted model, not a curated record.